Gaeumannomyces tritici R3-111a-1 is the source of this 1824-nucleotide messenger RNA. RefSeq lists its product as hypothetical. Lineage: Eukaryota; Fungi; Ascomycota; Sordariomycetes; Magnaporthales; Magnaporthaceae. The record is from RefSeq and is a predicted model, not a curated record. The transcript has a single exon. Bases 70 to 1767 code for a protein of 565 amino acids.
CGCGAGCAGACGACGGCCUUUGCUUUUCAGAAACUCUAUUAAAUAAGCGCAAAAUCAAUAGCGCCGAGCAUGUUGGCUAGCUUUGGGGGCGCAUCCUCGACACCCCGAAGGAAGUCGACUCGGCGAUCAGGCAAGGCGCCUGAGAUCUACUGCCUGCCUGAUAGGGACACCAGUCACCUCGAGCUCGCCCCACAGUCGCCCAACUAUCCGAUCGUCUACUGGCCGUCGAACAACCUACCCGAGGUCUCGCCCCCAUCUGAUAGGCCAGAGAAGCAGGUGGCCACCAGUGAUGUUCGAGCGGCCGACGAUCAAGGUAGCCGGGCCAACAUGCCGGGACCUCAAAUUGCGUACAGUCCACCGCUGCCGUGGUGGCGACAGAGGGGGACAUGGCUCAUGGCUGCCGGCGUCAUGGUGCUGAUCAUCGGCGGUGUCCUCGGCUCGGUCCUAGGGCUGAUCGUGCUGCGCCCGGCUCCCACGCCAUCGCACCCGCCGGGCCCCGGCGGCGGCCCUGGAGGGGGGAACACUACGACGACGACGACGACGGCCGACGCCCCGAAGCCGCCGCCCACGGGCACCAGCAAGUGCAGCGCCGACGCCAUCUGCACCGACCAGGUGGCCGCGGUGACCACGCCGCUCAACGUCGGGGAGGCGGGCGAGAACCUCACCGUGUACCUGUUCGCGCGCGCGGCCGACGGCUCGUGGCAGCAGGCGUCGUCGGCGCCCGGCGGCGGCUCCUACAGGGGCGGGUGGGUCAGCCGCGGCGGCGAGAAGUUCGACCGGCACCCCGUCGCCAUCGGCUGGAUCGCGGGCGCGAGCAGCUGGGGCGGCGGGCCGACGGCCACGGUGCUGGGGGUGUCGCCGACGACCAAGAAGCUGCUGGCCAAGCACGUCGGGCUCGGGCCGGGCCCGGGCACCGCGACGUGGAUCAUGGACAUCAGCUACACGCCCAAGGGCUACCCGGCGCAGAACCACACGGCCGAGGCGCCCGGGCUCUGCGCCGUCGGCACCAGCCGCGUCGACGUGUGGACGCGGGUCGAGCAGACGCGCGACGUGCCGCGCGACGUGCCGCAGAACCGGACCGGCCCCGUGCUGCAGCACAAGUGGGCCGAGGAGGAGAAGUACUGGACCGGCACGCCGCUGUGGGAGGACUCGGCCGGCGGGUUCCUGGUGCCCAACUCGCGCUUCUCGGUCGUGUGCCGCGACAUUGCGGGGUACCACGACAUGGUCGUCUACGGCAACGGCACCGAGGGCAACGCGGCCUGGCACCGCCAGUUCGACCGCACCGCCUGGCGCGACUGGCAGGACCUGGGCGGCGACUACAUGCCCGGCACGCACCCGGUCCUGCUCGAGGUGUCGAGCCAGCGCUUCGACUUUUUCGGCCUGGGCCGUGACCGCCACCUGUACCACUGGAGCUGGACGUCGACGACCGCCUGGAGCGUGACCGAGAGGCUGGGGGACGAGAAGCUCGUUAGCCUGCCUGCCGUGGCCGUGUCGGGUGCCAAGAAGGAAAGCGUCGAGGUGGUGGCGGUGGGGGCGGAUGGGAGGUUGAAGCAUUUGUCCUUUAGGGCUGACACUUCCUCGGUCGCCGGCGCCAAGUGGGAGGAUCUUGGUAUGGUGGCUAGUAGUGUUCCGUCUCUCGCACGGGUGGGCUCGUCGGGGGUCGAGAUGGUCACGACCGCGGCUGACGGGUCGAUAUGGUAUGCUACGGUGGACGUGACAAAGGGGGACGGGUGGACAAGGGCUGUUUGGAAGCCGGUGGCAUCUUAGAGCUUGAGAGUUUUCAUGGAUCACGGGCGCAAGGGAGGGAGGAGUAGGAGGCUGGAU